AUUAUAUUAUCAGCUUCAUCACUCUGACCUGUGCUCUCUUUCUAUCUGUGUGCUAUCAUUUCAAACUGUCCUAUUUCUUACACACAUUUUACAUUUUGUUGCUUAGCAACAAUCCACUGCCAGAGGAAAGACUGAGGAUAGGAAAUACUGCUCAGAUUUUAAAAAGUGACAACGAUCUGAGAGGAGACACGAGCACGAUGGACACUGAGAUUUCAGAGAAAGAACGUGACAUUCUGAAUUAUACUGAAGAAGAAAAGGAGGUAAAGGAUGAGAAGAGCGUUGUGAAGGAGGAGAUGUCUGAGGAGCAGGAGAUUGAGGAGCUGAGGGCUCAAAUGCUGCAGCUUUUCAUUGAGCUGGAGGAAGCUCGAGAUUUGUCUCAGAAACAUGAAGAGACCUUUCUGGAGCUGCAGGGACUUCUUGAGGAUGAGCGUUUAGCGAGUGCUCAUCAGGCAGAGGCCUUCACAAGACAGAUCCAGCGUCUGCAAGCUCAGCUUCGCUCCGUUCAGGAGGAGAUGAACAGCCUGGAGGAGGAGAAAGAGAGCGAGCUGCAGGAGGCGCGAGAGGAGCUGCAGGAGGCGCGGGAGGAGGUGCUGAUCCUUCAGCAGGCGGCGGAGGAGGCUGCGGCCGAGAGAGAGAACGACAUCGCCUGUCUGCAGGAGGAACUCUGCCGGCUACGGGCUGAAAUCUCCCGACUGGAGAACACCGGACAGGAGUACGAGCUGGAGAUCGUCACACUCAGAGCAGAGAUCGAGAUGAAGAGUAAAUUUCGUCAACAGCAGAGGAGGGAGGGUGACAUGGGUGAGUUAAGGGAUGAAUGCAAUAAUUUAAAGGAGCAAUGUCUUUCACUACAAGAUGAAAACACAAGACUGACCAACAGAGUGCAGCUACUGCAGAAGAGGAGUUCAAGCGGUGCAUACCUCACUCUUAAAGAGGAACAAGAGGAGACAGAGGAGGCAAAAGACAUGGAGUGUGGCACAGAGACAGAUGCUGGAGGAUCCUACAUUAACAUCAACCAGAUGAGCUCCCACUGCAGGCUGGUGGAUGCUGGAAUCCAGAAGAACAUCUCAUUCGAAGGCAAACCUGUCACUCCCACCAGCUGGACAGGAGGAUUUUCAGAGAUCCUGUCGCUGAGAGAUCAACUCAAACAGACUGAAGAGAAAGCUGCAAACAUGCAAAGAGAGUAUGACGGACUAAAGACUGAAUUAAAAAAGCUGGGGGAAGUGUAUGAAAGCAGUCAGAGAGAGCGGGCCGAGCUGGAGCUGGAGUUAUUACGCUGCAGAGAGGAACUGGAGAGGCCUGCUGACGGACAACAGGAAUAAUGCUGACAUGAACUAUUGGAUAGUUGGUGGUUUUCUGUAUCCAAGAGCACAAGGUACUGAUUGACUCCGAGUAUAAUAAGACACAUCCUGAAUAUUGGGUGUUCUUUAUGAAAAUCACAUUUUAUGCUUUGUAAUACGAAUGGCUGUGUAACAGUUUUUAGAGCAACAUAGUUUGUCAUAUUGCUAACAGUUUCUAAAAAACAUCUUUUGCUAUGACUUCUGGGAAUCAAUUACCUCUUGUAAUAAUGCAUCAUUUUGUUAGUUUAGUUCCACAGUAUUAGCUGAGAUUUAUUAUUAUAACAAACUGUUAUUUGCUUCUUAGACAUUGAUUUCUGUGAUUUAUUCCUGUAUUUCUCCUACAGUCCUCUUGUGUUUUGUAUAAGUUAAUGAUUUAAUGUUGUAAUGUAUUCACCAAUUAAUUAUUAUUGUCUUGUGUUGAGACUUGUUUAUUUUAAAUGGUGUGAUGAAUUUAUAUUGAUAAAAUCAAUGGGAGAUCAAGUAAAAUAAAGGCAGAUUGAUCAAAGUGGCCCAUUUUAAUUUAUUAGUAAACAGAUAUUUAUACAAAUAUUUAAUUUAUGUAUGUAUAUACCUGUUGUUGUGUUAUUAUCAGAGUGUUUUGUUUUAUUUAGUUUUAAAGAGAUAAUAUAAAAUGAUAAUUAGCUUUAUGGUGUCUUUUACAUAAUGCCAUUGAGUAUUUAUAACUGCAAUAAUAUGGCAAGUGUUUUAGAUAUUUAUGCAUUUAUAAUGCAUGAAGCAACAGUAUAUAGAGCCAUACAAACUAUCAGUGUUUUAUUAUUUUAACUUCAGGAUUCAUUUAAAAUGGAUCUGGAUUACUGUAUCACCCUUAAAAUGUGAACAUUUCUCUCUUUCAUUUCAUAAUAGAUUAUAUACAUGUCACUGUUGUAUAAAAAUUAAAUGAAACCUUAUAUUUAUUAAUUUGUGGAACAGUCAUCAUCAGUAUAUGAUUUUUUUUUAGUUCAUGUGUAUUUUAGGUGUUAUUUUAUUUCAAUAAAAUCAAGCCUUUUGAAAAUACAGAA
Molecule: messenger RNA, 2356 nt
Organism: Misgurnus anguillicaudatus (oriental weatherfish)
Lineage: Eukaryota; Metazoa; Chordata; Actinopteri; Cypriniformes; Cobitidae
Gene: ccdc136a
Product: coiled-coil domain containing 136a
Biological process (GO): acrosome assembly; single fertilization
Cellular component (GO): acrosomal membrane
Source: RefSeq, a predicted model, not a curated record